AUAAUCUUAUCAGGAGGAAGUCUGAAGGAAAGGCGAGUUACAGGUGAUAAGAAAUGAGCGUGUUCAUGGCCUGGCUGCUGCUGCUGCUUCUCCUGGUCACCUUCGGCUCACCUGCACCCAGGUUUUCGGAAAAAGACAUCUGCCUCCUAGACAACAAUAAAUUAAGACAAAAGUUAAAACAGCUUCAAGACUUGCUUUACUUGUAUGAACUGCAACUGAAGGACAUCCUGGAGAACACUUACCAUAGAACAAGAAGUGGGCUGUUCUUAGGCAACAGGAGCGUGCAGCAUGAGAUGCUUUUACCCACAACCAGUGGAAAUUUGAUAGUCUAUGACCAAGAUUGCUCUGCAGUGUAUAAUCGGAAGAAGACCAAAAGCGGCUACUACCAGAUCAGACCCAGAGCAGACCGAGAGCCUUUCCUGGCAUACUGUGACAUGUCUGAUGGCGGGGGGUGGACCGUCAUUCAGCGGCGGAGUAACGGCAAGGAGAAUUUCAACAGGAAAUGGGAUGAUUACAAACUGGGAUUUGGGAAAUUCCAGGGCAGGAAUGAUGAAUACUGGCUGGGCAACGACCACAUCUAUGACCUGCUUGCUAGAGGAGAGAGCUCACUAAAGAUUGACCUGAUGGACUGGCAUGGGGAAAAACGUUACGCAGUCUAUGAAAAUUUCCAGCUUGCAAACGAGCAGGACAAUUACAGGUUAUGGUUUGGCACCUAUUCUGGUAACGCUGGAGACGCUCUGUCUGGUGGGAGCAAUUUCGAAGAUCAGUGGUCAGCCUCUCACAGAGGAAUGCAGUUCACCACAUCUGACAAGGAUCACGAUCGUUUCCUGGCAGGCAAUUGUGCAGUAGAGAACACGGGCGGUUGGUGGUUUAACAGGUGCCAUGCCGUAAAUCUCAAUGGACGAUACUACAGAACAGGAAGGUACAAUGGAUCCCAUGACAAUGGCAUUGUUUGGUCUACGUGGCAUGGGAUGUGGUACUCGCUAAAAUACUCAGCAAUGAAAAUCAGGGCUCCUUUCUUUGUUGACAGCGAGAGUGGAGAUGGUGAGAACAGUCAGGGCAGCUGA
Tauraco erythrolophus (red-crested turaco) is the source of this 1067-nucleotide messenger RNA. RefSeq names its product fibrinogen-like protein 1. The record is from RefSeq and is a predicted model, not a curated record. Gene Ontology annotation, biological process: fibrinolysis; blood coagulation; blood coagulation, common pathway. Gene Ontology annotation, molecular function: protein-macromolecule adaptor activity; extracellular matrix structural constituent. Lineage: Eukaryota; Metazoa; Chordata; Aves; Musophagiformes; Musophagidae. Gene Ontology annotation, cellular component: fibrinogen complex.